AUGGAGCGGGAAAGCCAGAAGACGGUGCAGGAGUACUUCUUGCUGGUAGAAAAGUCCCAACAACUCUUUGCUGGCCUCAGAGAUUUGCCGCAGUUUGGCCGACACUGGCAGCCCUACUUCCAAAAGACUUUCGAGAUCUACACCAAGUUGUGGAGAUAUCAGCAGCAGCACCGAGCGGUGCUGGAGAACAAAGACAUAUAUGGCCUCAAGCGCUGGGAGAUCGGAGAGAUCGCCUCCAAGAUCGGCCAGCUCUACUACCACUACUAG
This is a messenger RNA of Acanthamoeba castellanii str. Neff, 267 nucleotides long. RefSeq lists its product as uncharacterized. The record is from RefSeq and is a predicted model, not a curated record. Gene Ontology annotation, cellular component: nucleus. NCBI's taxonomy places the organism in Eukaryota, Discosea, Longamoebia, Acanthamoebidae. Gene Ontology annotation, molecular function: transcription corepressor activity. The transcript is spliced from 5 exons. Gene Ontology annotation, biological process: DNA-templated transcription. The coding region runs from base 1 to 267 and encodes 88 amino acids.